AUGCCGAAUCCGGGAGAUGGAGUGUUGGUCGAAGUGGGGUUGAGGUCUGUCGGUGUCGUCGUAAGAUGGAAAUUUGCAAAUUCAUGAUAUGCUCAGCAGUUGACCAGGCGAAGGCAUCGAUCGGAUGAGCUUGACAGAGUCGACAACCAUCACGACCACUAAAACAGCAAUGCCGGCUACCAUCGACCUAUUACAAUCUUUUGACCUUCAACAGCAACUCAGGCAAAUCAGCUUAUAAGGACUCACCAACCCAGAAGAAAGAAAUCUAGUAUCGCCUCGACCAAAGGGUCUCUAUCUCAGGAAUUUCCGAAAUAAAACGAAAGUACGGUUGACCGGUAGCGCACGCAUUUUAUUCAAGCACGUCUGAUGUCUCCCAAUGCCGAUGUCAGCGAGCCUCUUGUGCCAGAAUCGAUCCCAGUCGAAGAGCCUAUAGUAGUAGACGAACGGGACGAGCAUUCUGCGUCCGAACGAUACGAGACAGAUGGCGAGCAAAGCACUAAUGUCGAAUCAAUACCACCCAAAGCCAUCUCGGGCCCACCGACGGGAGAAGCCGAAGCGAAGCCUCGACUCUUAAGCACCCAUAUCGAUUCGGCCACUGUAGCCAUUCCGCCGGUCUUCCAACCUCUCCCCUCCUUCUUCCCGCCCGAUUUCUUCGCCACUCGCUCCCACCCAUGGAACCGAUCCGGCUUCAGAUACCUGGCCUGUGGGCCGCCGGUCGACCAACAACAUCAGGACGUGGACUAUCCGGUUCAUUAUACCAUCGAAACCGCGCCCCCAGGACUGGUGAAAUGGUCCUGGGAAGAUCGCAGCAGCUAUGUGUACGUGACCAAGGACGGCUUGUCGGUUACCACCGAUAGAGGCUUUCGAUCGGCCCGGGCGAAUCUGCCAAUCAGAGAGGGACAGUGGUACUUUGAAAUCAGCAUCGUUCGUGCCGGUGGAGAGAUCAAUCAAGGCGCCCGAUCCGAGCCAGAGGAAGCCCACGUCCGGGUAGGCAUAGCCAGGAGGGAGUCUGGCUUAAACGCGCCCCUAGGGAUCGAUGGGUAUUCCUACGGAAUUAGGGACAAGACUGGCGAGAAAGUACAUCUAUCCCGACCUCAAAAGUACGGCGAACCGUUCGGCUCGGGAGAUGUGAUCGGGAUCCUGAUCGAUCUUCCCAAGAUGCGUCAGCCUCGGGAUGGGGAUCACGACGAUCCGGCGCGGAUCGAGCGGAAACGAAUCCCGAUUCGCUAUCGCCGCCAGCUCUAUUUCGAGUCGGCCGAAUAUCCGAUCUCUAAGGAGAUGGAGGAGCUUGCCGAGUCUGCACUGCCGGCCAAACUGAAAUCGAAACAGGAACCUCACAAAGCCACACUGACGAGCGAGACGCCCAAGAAGAAAAGCCUUCCGGGUCAAAAGCAGGUUGAGGACGAGCCCCCCACUUUACCAGCUCUCCCUAGCGGACCACCCUUGCGUCCUUUAUCCGUCCUGAAAGGCUCGAAAGUAGCAUUCUUCAAGAACGGCGUCUGUCAGGGAGUGGCAUUCAGGGAUUUGUUGGAUUUCUUGCCGUUACGAGUGGACCCAAGUCCUCAAAACAAUGGCUCUAUGCACCAGCUUGGUGAGGACCAGACAGCAGCAGACUCAAACAACGUCAAGAGCGGAGGGAGGCUGUAUGAUGAUGGUACACUCGGAUAUUAUCCCUGUGUAAGUGUCUACGGAGGAGGAAUCGCUCGGCUUAACGCCGGCCCAGAAUUCAAGUUCGCCCCGCCAGACUCAGUCAAUCAUCUGCUCGACGAGGAGGCUGAUCUUCCCGAGAAGGAUACAUCCAACGACUCGACAGGCACGAGUGAAAAAACUUGGAAACCACUGUCGGAACUGUAUCCCAUUCACCUAGCCGAGCAACGAAGACUAGACGAGCUGGAUAUAAUCGAGGCGCAGAAGCAACUAGCAGAAUCCGUCCAACGGGCCAGCCUCGCGCAAGUCGAUGUGACCGUGAAACCGAAAGCUACUUCCAAACGCAAACGCGUCAGCUCGCCUUCCUCCAGCGCUGUGGGGAGCUCUGGUACUGCCAAGGGGAAAAAGAAGGGUAAGGUGGGCUCCACCAGCGAUGGGCUGCUGCCUCAGACUUUCAAGCCAAGCCCCCUGGGAAAUAUGGAGAUCAUCGAAGAACCACAACCCACUCCCUCCACCCAGUCAACCGGCGAGCCUGGAACGGGGACCCAUUCUCCUGCUAUCGGUUCCAAUUAGUCCGUCGAUUACCGUAAUACCCAAUCGCUGCAUCCACAUCAAAACUCUCAUCUCGGAAUCACCAUAACUAUUCAAGGUCAAAAAAAAAAAAAUUGAUUUGCUCCGCGAGUCAUUCGAAUCAUCUUAUCAUACUCUCUAUCUUCUGUUAUUGUGUAUUUAAAUUUUUUUUUUUCAAUCCAUCAAGAUAUAUUCUCUCACAAACCAUUCUUGGUAGUUUGGAUAUUUAUCACGGAAGGUGUGGCAUUAAUCAAUCUCAAGUAAUUCGUGUGAGCUUAUUCCAGCCAUCAAUCAGGCUCACAAAGCCCACGGCUCCCAUCCCAAAGCCAGAAAUCACAACCCUGACAUAAGGAUUUCUUUUAGUAAUGAUCUGCUGAGAUGCGAGUCUUGUCAUGUUUCAAGAACGAUUAUCCUUCCAUCAUGUAUCGAAUGAAUGUGGCUCUACAAGUCGUAAAUCCUAUAUGCUGCUCUGAUCCUAUGUAUUUUAUUAUCUCUUGUUCUUUGGUCAUGCUAUUUUUGUCUCCAAUCAGAUUGGAGUGCCAGGGCGGAUCGGGCUUGAUCCAAAUCUCUUCUCCGCCUGUUUAUUUGCCCCUCUGUCUGUAAAAUGAUCUAUUACA
Messenger RNA from Puccinia graminis f. sp. tritici CRL 75-36-700-3, 2834 nucleotides. RefSeq lists its product as uncharacterized. The coding region runs from base 367 to 2220 and encodes 617 amino acids. The transcript has 2 exons. Gene Ontology annotation, cellular component: Set1C/COMPASS complex. The record is from RefSeq and is a predicted model, not a curated record. NCBI's taxonomy places the organism in Eukaryota, Fungi, Basidiomycota, Pucciniomycetes, Pucciniales, Pucciniaceae. Gene Ontology annotation, molecular function: transcription cis-regulatory region binding; protein binding.